ACCGUAUGAAUCUAUAUACUGUACAGGGAGUCUAUGUAUGUGUCUAGAUGAUUAAGUCCUGAAGAACAAAAUGGCAAAUCCAGCUCCACUACAUCACUUUCUGUAUUUACAGAGUGAAGUAAAUUAAAUAUAUUACCUAUCUAUUUGACUGGAUAUUUAAAGGAAUGAGUGACAGGCCACUAGCACACAAUAUAGGCUACAGAUUCUCAUGUAAAAACUGAAGAUCAAACCUGCCAGUUCUCAACUAUCAAGGAAAAGCUCAAGUGCCAGAAUUACCAUCACAGAUGUGAAUUGCUCCUCACAAGCUGCAACAGAAUCUAACCAACAACAACAAGGAGGCUCAUCCCUGGGAGACAGAGAAGGAGAGAGAGGGGAGCUGCUUCAUCCUUCCUGGGCACUACAAAAAUAAAUCAGCAACUCUUUAUUAAGCAACACAACAAGGAGCCUGCAAGCAUAGGAUGCCUCUUACAGAGGAAGGAUACUAGGAGCAGAUGCUGAAGUGUGCUACAUCUGGGAAAGGACAAUCUAAUAUCAGAAUCCCUUGGAGUCACCACGUGGGAAUUUACUGCAGAUCAUCGCUACCACCAUGCAGAACAGUCACAGUGGAGUGAAUCAGCUCGGUGGAGUGUUUGUAAACGGUAGACCCUUGCCAGAUUCUACAAGGCAGAAGAUAGUGGAGCUGGCACACAGUGGAGCAAGACCCUGUGAUAUCUCAAGAAUCUUGCAGAGCCAUGCAGAUGCAAAAGUGCCAGUGCUGGAUAGUCAAAACGUGUCCAACGGCUGUGUGAGUAAGAUUUUAGGGAGAUAUUACGAGACUGGAUCCAUCAGACCUAGAGCCAUCGGGGGAAGCAAACCUAGGGUGGCCACUCCUGAGGUGGUCAGCAAAAUAGCCCAGUAUAAAAGAGAGUGCCCCUCCAUCUUUGCCUGGGAGAUACGAGACAGGUUACUGUCUGAAGGAGUCUGCACCAACGAUAACAUCCCUAGUGUAUCAUCAAUAAACAGAGUAUUGCGCAACCUGGCUAGCGAGAAGCAACAGAUGGGCGCAGAUGGCAUGUAUGACAAGCUGAGGAUGCUGAACGGACAGACAGGGACUUGGGGGACCCGGCCUGGUUGGUAUCCGGGUACAUCAGUGCCAGGCCAGCCUACACAAGAUGGAUGCCCACAGCAAGAAGGGGGUGCAGAAAACACCAACUCUAUCAGUUCUAAUGGUGAAGACUCAGACGAAGCACAAAUGAGGCUUCAAUUGAAACGAAAACUUCAAAGGAACAGAACUUCAUUUACCCAGGAACAAAUAGAGGCUCUAGAAAAAGAAUUUGAACGAACCCAUUAUCCUGAUGUGUUUGCCAGAGAAAGAUUAGCUGCCAAAAUAGAUUUGCCAGAAGCAAGGAUACAGGUAUGGUUUUCAAAUCGACGAGCAAAAUGGAGAAGAGAAGAAAAGCUUCGAAACCAGAGACGACAAGCCAGUAACACGCCAAGUCACAUUCCUAUCAGUAGUAGUUUCAGCACUAGUGUCUACCAGCCAAUCCCACAACCAACUACUCCAGUGUCAUCAUUCACAUCAGGUUCUAUGUUGGGGAGAACAGAUACAGCUCUUACAAAUACAUACAGUGCGCUGCCACCUAUGCCUAGCUUCACCAUGGCGAAUAACCUUCCUAUGCAACCCCCUGUACCCAGCCAGACCUCCUCCUACUCAUGCAUGCUGCCCACAAGUCCAUCUGUGAAUGGGCGGAGCUAUGAUACAUACACACCUCCCCACAUGCAGGCACACAUGAACAGCCAAUCAAUGGGCACCUCUGGUACAACUUCUACAGGUCUCAUUUCCCCUGGAGUGUCAGUCCCAGUACAAGUACCCGGCAGUGAACCUGACAUGUCUCAGUACUGGCCAAGACUACAGUAAAAACCGUGUUAAUUUAACCAAUGACUUUAUGGAGAACAGUUGGAUGUUCAGCAGUAUUUUAUAAAAAAAAAACUAAACAAAACUGAGAACUGUCUUGGGAUAUAAUUAAAAAAGACUUCUCUGCACAGCAACUGUGUACCGAAAAUAUUGGGAAGGACUGCACAAACGGACAUUUGCACAUUCAGAGCAUUAUAUCAUUUGGAUCAAAUCUUCAUUUUGAUAUCCAAACUUUUAUCCAUUUGAUGUACUCUUUGUAAACUGACUUUGUUAUGUAAUGACAGACAGAACAACAUAGGCUGGGUGGAAGGAUCUGCUCUCCGAUAAUAGUUUUUGCUUUUUUUUUUUCUUAUAAAUGGAAGCCAUGAUCAAGCCACGAAAGAUUUAUCAACAUUUAUCGACCCCCCCUCCCCAGAGUUUGUCCAAGGACUCUCCACAUUUGUAUCGACAUUCCAGUUGCUGAAAAACGAAACACAGAAAUUCUAUUUAAAAGACCUUCAACAGCCUUAUAAUCCCUCCGCUCAUUGGUAGUCCCUAAAUGUUGACGUUUAAUUCCCAAAAACAAACAAAAAAAAAAAGGAAAAAAGAAAAACUCAAGAGAGACGUUUGGUAGAUGAAAGGUAGAUUAUGUCUUCGAUAUAAUCCAAUUUGUUUUAUGUCAAAAUGUACUUUUUUUUGUCUUCCCUAGAAAUCUCCCAGAAUGAUUUCUAUAAUAAAGUUAAUUUCAUUUAUAUUUGACGAGGAUACUGUAUAGAUGUUUUAUACACAUUUUCAUGCAUCAUAUUUUUUUUUCUUGGUCAGCAGGUCGUUUUAUUGUUCCUAGAUAGAUUGUAUAAAAUGUUCACAGUCCAAUCAUUCUUGUGCAUAUAGAUCAUUCCUUAUACCGAUUAAAAGUGCUUGCAAGAGUUUUCAACUUAAGUGUUUUCAAGUUGUUCACAAGUACAUAUCAAAAUUAACCAUUGUUGAUUGUAAAAAACCAUACCAAAGCCUUUGUAUUUCCUUUGUUAUAUAUUUUUUUUCAUUUAAACCUUUAGCGUGGUGUUGCAAAUUUUUGUUACCGGUAUUGGACGUCAAGUCCGUUUUGUUUUAAUUGUAAUUUAUUUUUAAAUAAAUUAGGGCAACUGAAAGAUUGUGCUGUAAAAA
Hyla sarda is the source of this 3037-nucleotide messenger RNA. RefSeq names its product paired box 6 (gene PAX6). Gene Ontology annotation, molecular function: DNA-binding transcription factor activity, RNA polymerase II-specific; RNA polymerase II cis-regulatory region sequence-specific DNA binding. Gene Ontology annotation, biological process: anatomical structure development; regulation of transcription by RNA polymerase II. The record is from RefSeq and is a predicted model, not a curated record. NCBI's taxonomy places the organism in Eukaryota, Metazoa, Chordata, Amphibia, Anura, Hylidae. The transcript has 16 exons. Bases 587 to 1897 code for a protein of 436 amino acids.